Molecule: messenger RNA, 1152 nt
Organism: Syngnathoides biaculeatus (alligator pipefish)
Lineage: Eukaryota; Metazoa; Chordata; Actinopteri; Syngnathiformes; Syngnathidae
Gene: twist1a
Product: twist family bHLH transcription factor 1a
Exons: 2
Coding region: 165-722 (185 amino acids)
Biological process (GO): regulation of transcription by RNA polymerase II; developmental process
Molecular function (GO): DNA-binding transcription factor activity, RNA polymerase II-specific; protein dimerization activity; RNA polymerase II transcription regulatory region sequence-specific DNA binding
Source: RefSeq, a predicted model, not a curated record
UCUCCGCCGUGCUCACUACAUUUGCUAUCAAAUCUCCACCGGCCGCAGUUUUUAUUUUUAUUUAUUUUUUUCGGGGUGGUGGUGGUGGUGGGUCAUGUGGUGUUUUGCGGACUGGAGUUAGGAGGGACAAGUGGGUAUAGGGCAUCUGGAAACUGGUUUGGAGAAUGCGGGAAGACGACUCCUCCCCAAUGGACAGUGCGGGGAACAGUGAGGAGGAGACCGAGCGGCAGCUACCGAGGAGGGGCGCCAGGAAGCGGCGGGCGGCGGCGCGCAGGGGCGCGGACGACCUGGACGCGGAGAUUCCCAAGAAGAGAUGCAGGAAGAGCUGCGGCCGAGCAGGCGGCGCUGCCAGUAGCGGCGGCGGAGGCAGCGUGGGAAGCGAAAGCAGCGAGGCCAGCAGCAGCCCCGCUCGCUCCAUCGACGAUCUGCAGAACCAGCGCGUCAUGGCCAACAUCCGAGAGCGCCAACGCACGCAGUCGCUCAAUGAGGCCUUCACGUCCCUACGCAAGAUCAUCCCCACGCUGCCGUCGGACAAACUCAGCAAAAUACAGACGCUCAAGCUCGCCGCCCGCUACAUCGACUUCCUGUGCCAGGUUCUGCAGAGCGACGAGUUGGACGCGCGGGGGUCCAGCUGCAGCUACGUGGCGCACGAACGUCUCAGCUACGCCUUCUCGGUGUGGAGGAUGGGGGACGCCUGCUCCGUGUCAACCACAAGCCACUAGUGGAUGGGCGACAUGAUGCUCCACUUUGAAGAACCGGCGGCUCGGUCCAACUCUCAAUAACAAAAACGGAACCAUGGAAAAGUGCAGCUGAGGCCCAGCUGCUGAACUUCAUUCCAGCGAGGAGAGCGCGAUGUGCGAUAUUUCCCGUUGCAGGGACUGUUAUGUUUGCAAGGGAGCACUUAUAGGACAAGACGGAUAUGAAGAGAGACCACUGCGACUAUAUGAAUGUUGUAAAAACAAAAUCAGCUCAGAGGAACGUGCUCUGUUUUGAAAUGGGGAGAAACAACACAAUUCUUUUUCCAGUCCUCGCGACAAUGUUUCGCAGCAAAUGGAGUAUUUUGUAUUUAUUUUUCUACUGGUGAGAAAUCCAUUUGCCCCAGUCAAAUAAAGUUUGAGAUAUUUAUUUUGGGGGGUAUCGCAGAAUGCUGAA